CUGGUACUUUCUCGAUAUUGCGAAUCAAGCAAAUACUCAGUCAAGAUGUUCCCGUCGCUAAUUCCCACGCCAACAAGCAUUUUCAAAAAUCUUAUCUGGUUCUACAUUUCGACUAUUUUGAACAUAAUCCUGCGUCCGAUUCGCAGACUCCUGGGCCUCAAGGAACCCGAAGGAUUCGUGGAGGGCCAAAUCAACAAAACCGCCCGGAUUUGCAAAGCAGCUACUGAAAAUGUAACCAACAUCGCAAACGAAGCCGUUGACAUGGUGGGCCAAGGUUUGAAAGACACCCAAGAAUGCAUAGGUGAAAGCAUCGCAAGUGUGGGCAACUUGGUGGAAGACACAGUCAAAGCCGCCGAUGUUUUCCACAUCACUGACAGCCUCCCCAACUUACCCUUCGGAGGUUCCCAGAACCACGUCAAACCCCCAGAACUGCUCCCACACAAGAAGGACGACGGAGGUCUUUUACCGUCAUUUGGUUUGUUUGGUGGCAGCAAAGACGACGCUGACGAUGAAAAAGAAGAGGAAAAGGAACCAGAAAGCAUUUUGCCUUCGUUUGGUCUGUUCGGUAAUGCGAAGGAGAAGGUGGUGAAGGAAACUAAGAAACUCGUCGAGCCCGAGAAGACCCAGUAUUUGCCGUCGUUCGGAAAUCUCUUUGGAGCCGCGAUGGAGAAAGACGAAACUGAAAAGAAAGCCGAAAAAAUUAAAGUCGUGGAGCCGGAGAAGAGCUCGUUUUUGCCUUCGCUGGGAGGUAUGUUUGGUAAUGUCGUGGAAAAGGUGGAAGAGAAGGUGGACGAAGUGGAGGAUACUCCAGUUGAGAAAAGCAGUGCUGCGGUUGGAGGUUUUCUUCGGAGGAGGUUUUUUUAAGUCAAAAUUAGUGGGUAUUCCACUAUGUUAAUUAGGUCUGUAUAUAUUUAAAUAAGGAAAGUAAGUUGUAAGUGGGUGGGUUAUUUAGAAAAAAGUUUCUAGGAAUCGUUCGUUUUUUUAUAUUGUUAAUUUAAUUGGAGUGAUUGAAUUAUGAGAAUAUUAAAUAAAGCUUUGUUGUUGUCGGUGUAAUU
Messenger RNA from Zophobas morio, 1055 nucleotides. RefSeq lists its product as uncharacterized. The coding region runs from base 46 to 864 and encodes 272 amino acids. The transcript is spliced from 2 exons. The record is from RefSeq and is a predicted model, not a curated record. Lineage: Eukaryota; Metazoa; Arthropoda; Insecta; Coleoptera; Tenebrionidae.